This is a messenger RNA of Dictyostelium discoideum AX4, 2895 nucleotides long. RefSeq lists its product as hypothetical. Lineage: Eukaryota; Evosea; Eumycetozoa; Dictyosteliales; Dictyosteliaceae. The transcript has a single exon. Bases 1 to 2895 code for a protein of 964 amino acids. The record is from RefSeq and is a predicted model, not a curated record.
AUGAGCAACAAUUAUAAUGACCACAAUGCUGGCCCAAAAAAAAAAUUUUGGCCUAAAAAAUAUUCACAUCCAAACUCAAAAAAAAACUUUUUUUAUGAAGGAGGCCACCACCAACCACCACCGCCACUACAACAACAGUCACCACCGUUACAACCACAACCACAACCACAACCACAACCACAACCACAACCACAACCACAACCACAACCACAACCACAACCACAACCACAACCACAACAACAACAACAACAACAACAACAACAACAACAACAACAACAACAACAACAACAACAACAACAACAACAACAACAACAACAAAAUGUAUAUACUCAUCAAUUUUCACUAUCACAUCCAACUACAACUACAACAGCUCCAUCAAAAGAUUUUUAUUCAAGGGGUGAUUAUUUUAAUUUACCAAUAUCAGCAAUAACUACUAAUCCAUUAUCAGGCCAACCAUUAUUAUCACCCAGAAAUGAAGAUAAAACUUUUAAAUAUAUAAAUCAACAUUUUUUAGAAAAUUAUUUAAAUGAUGAAGAUAAGAGACAUAUUAUAUAUAGUUUCAUUUCUAAAUUGGAAUUAAUACAAUAUCAAAAUUCAAUAUUUCUACAAAAUUAUGACAAUGAAAGGGAAUCACAAAGAAAUAUAAUCCAAUUAUUUAAUCAGUUUUUUGAAGGAAUUCAUUCAUAUAUAUCAGAUAUUCGAAAAGAUACAAUUACUAGGCUUUGUCAUACUAUGGAAUUAAAUUUAAAAGAAUCUUCAAGAUUACGUACUGAUUCAUUAAAUUCAAUGAUGCAAAGAUGUGGUUAUUCCAGAGAUGAAUCAUCGAUUGAUUAUUUAAUUAGAAAUGAUGAUUGCUUCUUACAACUUAUGGCUGAUAGUGAAAGAAUUGAUAAUUUCUUUUUAACAGAUUUUGAUAGAGUAAUUUACUCUGCAACAACUAAUUACAAUGAUAGAAUUAUUAAAAAAAUUUAUUCUUCCAUUCAAACCUUAUUAGAUAUUAAAAUUUCAACAACCUCAUUAUCUUAUAAUAAUAAUAAUAAUAAUAAUCCAAAUAAUAAUAAUAAUCCAAAUAAUAAUAAUAAUAAUAAUCCAAAUAAUAAUAAUAAUAAUAAUAAUAAUCCAAAUAAAAAUAAUAAUAAUAAUAAUAAUAAUAAUAAUAUUAAUAAUAAUAAUAAAAAUAAUAAUAAUAAUAAUAAUAAUAAUAAUAAUAAUAAUAAUAAUAAUAAUAAUAAUAAUAAUAAUAAUAAUAAUAAUAAUAAUAAUAAUAAUAAUAAUAAUAAUAAUAAUAAUAAUAAUAAUAAUAAUAAUACUCAAUCUCAAUUUGAGUUAUGCCAAUAUUAUUAUAAUAAAAACUCAAAAAAUUCAAUUGACUCAAAUAAAGAAAAUAUUGAAUUUCUUGAAGGUAUGGCACCGGUUUAUGCAUUUUUAUUAGCUCAUUAUUAUAAUAAUCGUGUUUUUGAUAGGAGAACAUUUUUAAAAUAUUUGGAUUAUAUAUUUGAUGAUAAUUUUACUUCAGCAAAUUAUUUUUAUCAAAAGAUUGAAUCAGCAACAUCAUCAUCAAUAUCAUCGUCAUCAUCAUCAUCGCCAUCACUAGGUGGUCAAGUUUUUAAAUUACCUUAUUUAAUAUCAAAUGAAAAUUUAAUUCAAGAGAUUACUUCAUUUUCAGAUUGUUUAAAAAAUUUAAAGAAAAUUUGUGAAUUAACAAAAGAUUCAAUUGAAAAUUCUUUUUUAUACGUUAAAAAUUUCAUAUAUUUCAAUGAUGGUUUAGCUAUACAACAAAAAAAAAUUUUAAAUGAAAUUAAAUUUGCAAAUGAUAUUCAAUUCUCUUUUGAAGGUGGUCCUUGGAAAAAGCCAACAACCUUUACUUAUUAUUUUUUAAAUCAAUUAAAUAUAAAUUUAAUAAAAAAUAAAAAAAAUAAAAAUAAAAAUAAUAAUAAUAAUUAUAAUAAUAAUAAUAAUAAUAAUAACAAUAAUAAUAAUAAUAAUAAUAAUAAUAAUAAUAAUAAUAAUAAUAAUAAUAAUAAUAAUAAUAAUAAUAAUAAUAAUAAUAAUAAUAAUAAUAAUAAUAAUAAUAAUAAUAAUAAUAAUAAUAAUAAUAAUAAUAAUAAUAAUAAUAAUAAUAAUAAUAAUAAUAAUAAUAAUAAUAAUAAUAAUGAAAUUAAUAACAAUGAAAUUAAUAAUAAUAUUAAUAAUAAUAUUAAUAAUAAUAAUAUUUUAAACUUUAAUAAUAAUGAAAGAUUAAUAGAUUUAAAUUGUAAAGGUUUUGUACCAUGGACUUUGAGAUUAAAGAAUAUUGAAAAAAAUAGUACAACAUUAUCACCAUUUUCAGUGGAAUAUCAUUUACAUAAUUUAAAUGAAGAAAAUAAAAUAACUUUUUCAAAAUUGAUUAAAGAUGUUUCACUUUCAACAAACACAAUCAUUUAUUUUAAUAGAAUGAAAUUAUUAAUUAACCUCUCACAACUACCAAGUGAUUUACUAAAUUAUAUGCAUUAUGAAUAUUAUAGAAUAUUGGUUCAAAUUACUCAUUCUUUUGUUCAAAAAAAUUCAACCAAUAACAAUAAUAAUAAAAAUAAUAAUAAUAGUAGUUCAUAUGAUUUUAAUGAAAUUAGAUCUGCCAAAGCUUAUGGUUUAGUUUAUUUUUUUUCACCUGCCCUAUUUUAUUAUUCAUACAACGAAACAAAGGAAUUUGAUUUUAAAAAAUCCAGAAAUACAAAUAAUAAUAAUAAUAAUAAUAAUAAUAAUAAUAAUAAUAAUAAUAAUAAUAAUAAUAAUAAUAAUAAUAAUAAUAAUAAUAAUAAUAAUAAUAAUAAUAAUAAUAAUGUUAAUAAUAAUGAUCCAAAUAAUAAUAAUAACGACUCAAAUAAUAAAGAUCCAAAUAGUAAAAAUAAUAAUUAA